AUGUCACAGAUCCCAACGCCUCCCUCGUCUCGCGGAGUCUCCGCGGAACCACCCAACGAGGAGUGUGAAAGCACAGCCAUAGAGGUUAACAAGGUCCAAUUGCUCGACGAACUGCUCGAACAUUAUCUUCAGCUUCUAGACCGUCAUCAGAAGCUUCAAGAGUCAUUAGGAAAGCAACUUGCAUCGGGAUUCUUUCAGCUAACACAUGCCAAUUAUUGCUCACCUGGUCGAAGAUUCGGUGAAGAUUUCUACGACGAGCGUAUGAAAGCAACUCGGAGAUUAAAAAUUACUUCGUCCUUAAUGGACAAAGUGUCAGGGUAUAGCUGCGAGAAUACGGGGCUGCGAAAGGUUCAAUUCGAAGUCAAUUACAAAUCAGUACUUGAGCCAGAGGACGUCCACGAAGAGGACAAAAAUAUAGAUAAAGAAGAAGAAAGAGGCAAUUCUGCCUUGGCUAAUGCAACUGCCACUACAGAAAUUGCAGGUGGCCAGACUCAUGACAACAAUGGCGCCUUAAAUGAGAUCGAAGAAGACAAGCAAAAACCAGGGAUCUCUGCAACACCACCAUCGCCGUCACAGACAACGCAGGAUAGUAGCACAGAUGGAAAUGUUGAUGCCACGAACAAUGACGACGACCACAACGGCACCAAAAAAGUGCCACCUCGGAAACUUUUCCGAUCCGAUGAUCCUGUAGCUUGGUAUGGAAUUCUAGUACCGCCAUCUCUGAGAAGGGCGCAGCAAUCCUUCACUGAAGCUGUCAAUGAUGGCAUCCCACAACUCGUCACUGUGGCGAGAGAGAUGCAACGUGUUGAAAAUCUUGUGCACAAGUUGCGACGACAGAUAAAGACGACUGCUUGA
Messenger RNA from Talaromyces atroroseus, 855 nucleotides. RefSeq lists its product as hypothetical. The coding region runs from base 1 to 855 and encodes 284 amino acids. The transcript is spliced from 3 exons. Gene Ontology annotation, cellular component: Vma12-Vma22 assembly complex; extrinsic component of endoplasmic reticulum membrane. The record is from RefSeq and is a predicted model, not a curated record. Gene Ontology annotation, biological process: vacuolar proton-transporting V-type ATPase complex assembly. NCBI's taxonomy places the organism in Eukaryota, Fungi, Ascomycota, Eurotiomycetes, Eurotiales, Trichocomaceae.